AUGGAUGCCGAUGUCGAUGCGAUUGAUGUCGAUGAUGAUGAUGACGACGAUGCUGGAAUAUUCAGCAUCGCCAAUGACCGCCAAAGUGAGGACGAUGACACCCUCACUGGUGCAGAAAACGUUCUUUAA
This is a messenger RNA of Peronospora matthiolae, 129 nucleotides long. NCBI's taxonomy places the organism in Eukaryota, Oomycota, Peronosporomycetes, Peronosporales, Peronosporaceae. The record is from the annotation of a GenBank genome assembly.